AUGGGGGAUUCGACGAUGGAAUCAGGUGCUGGUAGUAGUGGUGGUCUGACAAAGUUCCUGGUAAAAACUCUUCAGUUGGUUGAUGAUCCAUCUACUGAUGAUAUAAUAUCAUGGAGUCCAAACAACAACAGUUUCAUUAUUAAGGACACUAUUGAAUUCGCCAAGAAUUUUCUUAAAAAUUAUUUCAAACACGAAAAUUUCUCCAGUUUCGUUCGUCAGCUCAAUACAUAUGGAUUUCACAAAAUAAAUCAUGACAAAUGGGAGUUUGCUAAUGAAUAUUUUCGAAAAGAUCAAUAUUAUCUUCUUAGUAAUAUUCGCCGCAAGAAAACUGUUCACCGUCACUCUCGUGGAGAAGUAGAAAGGUCUACAUUUGAAAAAGAAAUUGAGAAACUUUCUAAUGAAAAAGCCUCAAUUGAAUUAGAUAUUUCUAACUUCAAGCAGAAGAUGCCAGCUAAAAAGCUUCAUGUCGAAAAUCUAAUGCAAAGAUUAGAAGCAUUGGAGAAAAGGCAUAAUAAUUUGAAGAACUCAUUUGAAAUGAUUCUUCAAAAUCCUAUAUUGGUUGAAAAAAUGAAUAAGAAAAUUGAGUUCAUUUUUUCCUUAAGGUUUUCCAAUAAAAGACCUUUUCCUGAUGUUGCUGAAAAUGCUUUUGUUGAGAAUGAUAGCUACAAUGGAGCUCUGAAAGUUGGAAAUAGUAUGACUGAUAAUGAUAGCAACUUGGGGUUGAUGGAAGUUGGAAAUGAUUUUACUGACAUUGAUACCAAUUAUGAAUUUUUGAAUUUUGAAGAUAUUUUUGAUGAGAAUGGUAACAACUUUGAAUCUAUGGAAGAGGGAGAAAAUGCACAUCAUAAGGUUAUGGAAAGAAACGCAAACAACAACAACUUUUGA
Lathyrus oleraceus (garden pea) is the source of this 885-nucleotide messenger RNA. Its product is annotated as heat stress transcription factor A-5. Gene Ontology annotation, molecular function: DNA-binding transcription factor activity; RNA polymerase II cis-regulatory region sequence-specific DNA binding. NCBI's taxonomy places the organism in Eukaryota, Viridiplantae, Streptophyta, Magnoliopsida, Fabales, Fabaceae. The record is from RefSeq and is a predicted model, not a curated record. The transcript has 2 exons. Gene Ontology annotation, biological process: cellular response to heat; regulation of transcription by RNA polymerase II. Bases 1 to 885 code for a protein of 294 amino acids. Gene Ontology annotation, cellular component: nucleus.